Molecule: messenger RNA, 2454 nt
Organism: Polypterus senegalus (gray bichir)
Lineage: Eukaryota; Metazoa; Chordata; Cladistia; Polypteriformes; Polypteridae
Gene: gdf10a
Product: growth differentiation factor 10a
Exons: 3
Coding region: 297-1694 (465 amino acids)
Biological process (GO): SMAD protein signal transduction; osteoblast differentiation; BMP signaling pathway
Cellular component (GO): extracellular region
Molecular function (GO): growth factor activity; cytokine activity
Source: RefSeq, a predicted model, not a curated record
CGACUCCAAUUUACUUAACAUUAGUCCGUGUCUUCUGGCGGUAACGCGAAACAAGUGUAUGAGCAGCUCAUUUGGCAAGAAGUAGGUUCGUUCUGAACUCUGUCGCCUCCGUGAAGUUAUUUUUUCCCCGUUUCUAAUAUUUUGCAUAAGAAGACUUGGAGCAGAAAACAAAAAGUGUCAUUCUCCAGCCGAUAUUUAACUGGGUGCAAGGAGAUAAUUAAGUCGGGCGCUUCAUAUAUAUACACUUAUUUACUUACUGUUCCUGCGCUGUAUUUGCCGAGUAUACCUUUUUAACAAUGAAAACUACAGCACGAUUAUCUCAAAUAUCUGUCAGAUUUGACAGUCUCCUUCAUAUUAUAUUCCUUUUCGUUGUCUUAAGAUACGAAACCUCUGCAACGGAUCUAAAUUCAAGAGCAGCAGCACGUGAGGAUGUUGUGGCUGAAGCGCCUUUCGAUGACCACCACCCUGACAUGUCAACCCUUGCUAAUGCAGCUCGAGAUAUGGUGGCUGUUCAUAUGUACAAACUUUAUGAUAAAUACAAUAAAGAAGUGAAUCAAGCACGGAACGGGAAUACUGUACGCAGCUUCAAAGCAAAUCCGGAAAUUGUGGACCUGAAGCCAUUAUAUCUUUUCAACUUGACAUCUAUUCAAGACUCAGAAGUGAUUCUUGCAGCCACUGUGCAUUUUUUGUUUGACAAGCGCUCAAGACACAGGCCCCUGUUCUGCAAACAUUAUAAGAAUUCAUCCUGUCGCCUUCAACAUCUGCAUCACUUUCCUUCAAUGCACAUCAUUUUCCGGAGUGUGGCAUCAAAUGAUUUUUUUGGAUCUCUGCUAGGUAACAUCACUGUUUUCCCUAACAAGAGAGGUUUGUGGCACUUUAAGGAUGUUUCACAAAUAAUCAAGGAAGCUAAAAAAAGAAACUAUCCUUUGAUCUCUGUUGAGAUUGAAUUUGGAGACAAAUAUCCCAGUUAUCAAGAUCAAGUGGCAGCAUCAAACCUGCCUUAUAUUUUGGUUUAUGCAAAUGAUAUGGCCAUUUCUGAGCCAAACAGUGUUGCAGUCACUUUACAGCGUUACGACCCAUUUUCAAUAAAUGAGGAAUCUACACAAAGUCCCAAUGCAUCUCCUGACUUCCGCAUAAAACGGGACACCUAUUUUUCAGAAUCUAUAAAUAAUAAUGAGCUUCCAGAAGUAGAAUAUAGUGCAUUUAAAAAGCAUGAUUUGUGGGAAAGUGCUUACAAGUCACUGAAGCCUAAAACAUCUAAAAAGGAUAGGAGGAAGAAGACUCAGGAAAGCAAUGCUGGAUUAAGCAAGUCGCAAGUUCUGCAUUUUGAUGAGAAGACAAUGAAGAAAGCGAGAAGACGUCAAUGGAAUGAGCCCAGAAUUUGCUCCAGAAGGUAUCUGAAAGUAGAUUUUGCAGAUAUUGGAUGGAGUGAAUGGAUCCUAUCUCCAAAAUCAUUUGAUGCUUACUACUGUGCAGGCGCUUGUGAAUUUCCAAUGCCCAAGGUUGUUCGUCCCUCCAAUCAUGCUACUAUUCAGAGUAUUGUGAAGGCAGUUGGGAUAAUUCCUGGUAUUCCUGAGCCAUGCUGUGUACCUGACAGAAUGAACUCACUUAGUGUCCUUUUCUUGGAUGAAUACAAGAACGUGGUAUUAAAGGUUUAUCCCAACAUGUCAGUGGAAACUUGCUCAUGUAGGUAAUUUUACUUGGAAAAUUUUAUUAAUUGGAAUGCCAACAGUGGUUCACACAAUUUGCUUUCAUUAAGAAAGGAAACGGAAACAUUAAUCUAUAACAUAUAGUACAUGGAAAUCUUUUUCCAGCCUAUACUUUAUAUAUUACACAUUAAAGCUGCUGUUCUUCUGUUUAUUGUUAUAUUUAUAUUCAAAAUAUCUUUAUCUCUGUCUGUUCUUUUUGAGUGUCUGUAUGUGUGUAUCUGAAGGUGUAUGUGAGCAUAUGUGUAGAUAUGUAUACUUGGAAUGUUUUGGUGACAUUUGCAAAGGUUUAUUAUUUUAAAGCUAAUAAAAUUCACUUUCUUCUGCAAGUGCUGCUGUAGAUUUAAAGAGAAUACAAGCUGAUACAAAAUUACUAAGAUGUUUUUCAUCUUUGAUAUUUUCAUGUUUACAUGUUCAUUGAUGUUUUGCUCAUUUUAAGUCAAAAGUAUUUUUCUACCUAUGUGUAAAGUUUUAUUCUUUUUAAUGUUUUAUAGAUUAAUCUGGUUGCCUGAGAAAACAAUUGUACUGGAAAUAAAGUCCACAUUUGUUUUCACUUUGUACUAAGUCACCACCAGUUGUACUAUAAUAAUGUUUAAGCCAAAUGUAGCUGUAAAUUAUCUAAUAUAAUCAUGUAAUUAUGCAUUUAAGAUUGUAAAUAAGUAAAACACUAAUUUACUUAGAAAUUAUUAACUGUACCAGUUAAGCAUCAAAAUAAAUAUGUUCUGGCAUACCCAUAAUAAGAAUGCAA